Messenger RNA from Dibothriocephalus latus, 495 nucleotides. The record is from the annotation of a GenBank genome assembly. NCBI's taxonomy places the organism in Eukaryota, Metazoa, Platyhelminthes, Cestoda, Diphyllobothriidea, Diphyllobothriidae.
UUUAAACUUUCACGAGAAGUAAGCGACAAAUCAGUGGCAAUGAUCGCCGUGCUAUUGGGCAUAGCAUUAUGUUCACUUUUGAUCUGGCUCCUGAUUUGUAACCUUCCGAAGCAGCUGAAAGACCUACGUACCGAAGUAAUUCUAGUCACGGGCGCAGGCAGUGGUCUGGGCAGGCUUCUUUCGGUCGAACUCUCAAAACACUGCGACAACAUAAUCGGAUGGGACAAGAAUUUGGACAGUCUGAAGGAGACCGCGGAACUGGUGUUUCAAGCCAGUAAGCAUGUUGAUUCAAGAAAUUUUCGCAGCUCCUCUGAAGAUAUUCGUGAAUGUGCAUCCAAACUCCACAUGACUUGUGGCCGAGCGACGAUAGUGAUUAGCAAUGCUGGGAUUGUAAAUGGAAAAUACCUGUUGGAUCUGACUGGAGAGGAUGCUGAACGUGUCUUUAAAGUCAACUUCUUUGCUGCCUUCUAUGCAAGUUUUGGAGAUAUAAUUUAA